ACUCAGCGCGGUUGGUUAGGUAAUCGUUCGCAGUGGAGAGCUUGGGGUGGGACGGUCUGUGUUGUUUUCGCUUUUCAAAAAGAACGAGUAUUGAGAGUGGAUUGUGGACAGCGUGGGACAUGGCCAAGACGAUAGGCGAAAUGACUGCAGGCCUGCCUGUGGUGACGCUGCCUCCCUCCGACAAGGGGAAGCUGAUCGACGAGAGGCGAGAGUCGCGCUGCCUCUCACUGAAAUGGUGUCUGCUCACCGCCUGCUGCUCACUGCUCGCUGUUCAGUUGCUGGCAGUGCUGGUCACCGUCCUCCUGAACUGGGGAAGCGCGCUGGACGGUAGUGACGUCACUACCACCACCAGUCUGCCUCUGAGGACCCAGAUCCCUGCACCUGAUGGGAGCACCGUCACCCCUACACCGGACCCCGGCCGGGUGGGAAACGGCGCUGGUGAAGGCAACACCACCUCUCGCGGCCGACUUCUGCUGGUACUACUGGCCGGCCAUCAGCACCGCACUGACGACACAGAGAGUCCUCAGCGACCCCUGCCUACCAGUCCAGCUCGGUACAUGAGCGACAACUCAACCAGUCAGCACACCCCUCACGGAAAACCCAGCGACACUAGGGAGGAUAACGCCCUACCGAGGGGCGCUCUACUCAAAUGGUACAGAGUGAUGAGUCAUGGACGUCAGAACGGGAAUGAGACAUCGACAGACACGGCAAGAGAGAGGUCUCGAGAGCUACUGGCGCUUCUGAGGAGGCUACACGGGCUACAUCAUAUCACCAGUCGCAACAUGCACAGACAGGCUACAGAUGACGUCACAAGGGGUGCGGAGGCAGCUACAAAUGACGUAACAGGGGGUACGACAGCGGAUCGGAGCAGGCGGGAGGCAGGCGAGGAGCUGAAAAAGGCCAAACGAUCUGCGAAGGUGUGGCCGCGCAGGCUGGAAAAUAUCGGAACACACUGAGAGGACUUUGAAAGGACUUUUUGGGGAAGGAUUGUGUGUCAAAAUGUUUGAGUGCUACAGCGAUUGGAGUGCUCUGUUGGGUCUCGUGUGCACCUGUCAUGUGUCGCUGCGGCAAUGCGCAAGACUUUUCAUAAAUGUAGUUUACUAUCUCCUGUACCGCCCUCCCGCCUGCCGCGUUUCGGGCGUAGUCGCGGUAAAGGUCAUGAUUCCUAGUCGGAAGGUAAUACUGUCCAACUGAACACAAGAAGUUUGUGGUAUUUCGCUGCGGAUGAGCGAAAUGUUGACGCGUGUUAAGUGGAGAAGAUAACGUGCGUGCAAUGCUGUGACACUUUGAUACAUGCUAAAUAUACUACGAUAAACAACCGCG
Messenger RNA from Amphibalanus amphitrite, 1323 nucleotides. RefSeq lists its product as uncharacterized. The record is from RefSeq and is a predicted model, not a curated record. Lineage: Eukaryota; Metazoa; Arthropoda; Thecostraca; Balanomorpha; Balanidae. The transcript is spliced from 4 exons. Bases 120 to 956 code for a protein of 278 amino acids.